Conger conger (European conger) is the source of this 4645-nucleotide messenger RNA. It is a transcript of the gene rtn4rl2a, whose product is annotated as reticulon 4 receptor-like 2 a. Gene Ontology annotation, molecular function: protein binding. The transcript is spliced from 3 exons. Bases 93 to 1484 code for a protein of 463 amino acids. Gene Ontology annotation, cellular component: plasma membrane. The record is from RefSeq and is a predicted model, not a curated record. Lineage: Eukaryota; Metazoa; Chordata; Actinopteri; Anguilliformes; Congridae.
UCGACUCACCGACUUGGAAACCAGAGCUUCAGCGGAGAUAGCAGGCAUUUCUUCACCGCCUCAGGCUAACUCGCUCUCGGCUUUGGUUCAGGAUGGAAACCCGCUCGACUACACGGAGCUCCCGGCGUUUCGGCACUCGUAACUUCAAGAGUGGUCUCUCCCUGUGGCUGGUGCUGUGGCUGGUUCUGGUGAAGCCCAGCGCAGUGCGGGGGUGUCCUCGCCUCUGCGUGUGCUACCCCUCCCCCAUGACGGUCAGCUGCCAGUCGCAGAACUUCACCUCCGUGCCAGCAGGGGUGCCAUACGACUCGCAGCGUGUCUUCCUGCAGAACAACCGCAUCGUCCAGCUCAGGGUCGACUCCUUUGGCUUCCAGACACAGGUGCUGUGGCUGUACUCUAAUAACCUGACCUGGAUCGAGGCUGGGGCGUUCAGCGAGCUGAGGGAAUUGGAGGAGCUGGACCUGGGGGACAACCCCCACCUGCAGCGGCUGGAGGGCGGGGCCUUCCGGGGCCUGGAGAAGCUGCAGAGCCUGCACAUGCACCGCUGCCGGCUGGCCGCCGUGCCCCACGACAUCUUCCGCAAGCUGUACAGCCUGCAGUUCCUCUACCUGCAGGAGAACCAGCUGCACUUCCUGCAGGACGACCUCUUCUCCGACCUUGUCAACCUCAGCCAGCUGUUCCUGCACGGAAACCGCAUCCGCACGCUGUCCGAGAACGUGUUCAGGGGCCUGGUGAACCUGGACCGGCUGCUCCUGCACGACAACCGCGUGCGCCAGGUCCACCGCAAGUCCUUCCGCGACCUGGGCCGGCUCACCAUGCUCUUCCUCUUCAACAACUCCCUGGCGGAGCUGCCCGGGCAGGCGCUGCGGGACGUCGGGUCCAUCGAGUUCCUGCGGCUGAACGCCAACCCCUGGUCCUGUGGCUGCGAGGCCCGGCCCAUCUGGGAGUUCUUCCGCCAGUCGCGCGUGUCCAGCUCCGAGCUGCUCUGCUCCUCGCCGUCCCCCCGCCGUGGCCAGGACCUGCGCUUCCUGCGCGAGAUGGACUUCGCGCUCUGCCCCCUGCCCGACCCCGGCUCCCUGGCCGGCACCACCACCACCACCUUCAGCACCAAGACCCGCUGGUGGUUCUCCAAGGCCAAGGCCGCUGCCUCCACCAAGUCCUCCUACGCCAAGACCUCAGAGGCAGUCAAGGCCUUCCCCUUCGCUGUCAAGCCUCUGGUGGGGCCUUCCACCUCCAUCGCCGCCUCCUUCCCCUCCAAAUACGAGCUGGCUGAGGAGGAGGCUGCCCUGCCCAAGCUGGACCCGGAGGAGUACUGGGCCAACUACGGCAGCGAGGACGCCUCGGUGCGCUGCUUCGAGCUGGAGUGCCCGCCCGGCUACGACUCGCCCGGCCUUCCUCCCUCCUCCUCCUCCUCCUCACCUCUGCUCUCCUUCCUCGCUGUUUCCCUCUCCCUCCUCGCUCUGUCCAUCCAUCUACUCUUCGGCUGAGUCCUGUCCUGCAGCCGAAAGCCCUUCUCUCCUCUGAUGGGAGGUCCUCUUCCACCGUCCACCCCAUCUCUCAAAACUGUGCUCCCUUUCUACCCUCUAUGACUUCUGCACACCUGUAUCUUGACCAUUUUCAGGUUACCCCCUCCCACCACACCCUCCUAGACCUCCAUACCACUGGGUGGUGCUGUGGUGCUGCAGACAAUACAGUAGAGGGCAGUAGGGAGCCUGGUGGGGUUCAUGGUAAAGCACAAAUACAAGUACAAGAAGAAUAAUAUCAGUCAGCUUCGGAUUGUUACUGUUUUUUAAAAGAUUCUAAACUAUAAUGCUCUUCAGCAUUUAGUGUUUCUGCUUUCACAGAAACGACUCUGAUGUGUAACAGCAUCCGUGGUACUGUGACCCCUGCUUUCUAGUUGUGCUACAGCUACUGCUAACCCUAUGACCUCCCUGCCAACGCCAGUGCCAGCUCUACAGCUAUGACUACUUCACUCCUGUUCUGUGGAUCUCUUCUUUCCUUUCCGCUAAUGUACCACUACUGUAACAUACUGCUACUGCUGCUACCUCUGCUACUGUUAUUACUAGUGCUAAUUGUUAGUUAGCAUUGAUGCUAGUUAGCCUAGCCUAGCCGCGGGGGAUUGUGCCUUGGCUGUAGCGGGCUCAAGGGGCAGGCGGUUGUGGAAGUUCCUAGAUUCGCGCUAGCGCUAGUCUCCACACCGGCACUGCUGCCGUGGGCCGUUCACGGGCAGCCAUAAGGCGUCUUCGAGGGCAACAGGUUCCCCGCGGCGAUGGCACUGACAGCAGAUCUUCGGCACUAACUUGUUAACUUCGCUUCCUCACACUCUCCCUUCCUGCUCCAGCCUGCCAGCUUAAUAGCGGCUGCUCUUCAGUCAAACAACAACAAAUAUCACUGCUGUGCAACAUGUAAACACACACACACACACAUACGCACACAUUCACAGUAUAGAGAGAAUGUACCUGUUCUCAGGGCUAUGAGAGAGGGCAAGAUGAAGCUCAGGACUGUGACACUAAUACUGUACUCAACAAUAUGCAAACAGAGACAGCGAGAGAGAGAGAAGGAUGGAGGUUAUACAGAGUUGCAGACCUUGAGAAGUGUAGUAAGAUGAGGAUGAUGAAGAAAAGUGAAGGAGAUAUGACAGAGAGACCAGUGGAGAAAGAAGAGUAGAAAGAGAGAGGUGAGCGUGAGAGAUGCAGAAACACACACACACACACACACACACACACACACAGACAGGAACGACAGGGCUGGCCCAGAAUAACAGAGAAAGGAGAAACUGUGGCUCAUUCCAGAACAUAACACCACAUGCGCAGCCUGUAAAUAUGCGGCUAGUUCUUACACACACAGACAGACAGCGGUGAUUACAGCACGGUGUCAUAUGCUCACACCACAUGUCUCUGCUGUUGGCCUAGGCUCAAGGCUGAAGGUGUUGAAAAUAACGAACGACAGUGUUGUGUGGGAUUUGGGACAGUCAGUGUGCACAUCUUUUCUCAUUCUUGUAUGUAUUGUUUCUUUAUGGGAAUACAGUAAACUAUCUGUACAUUUUGCUUUUGAAUUUUUCUUCAGUGUUUUUUGUUGUUUGAUCCUAACCCUGAAAUUGGACACUAGAGAAUGUCCCAGAAUAACUGGGCUGGAGUGGACAGGAUCAGGGGGACUGACUGACACAAAGCCUCUGUGAGACAUACAGACAGAUAUACUGAUGGACACUACAGCUAACAGACUGACACACUGAUCUAGUGACUGAUCGACACUCUUAUCACAUGACACUGUUUGGCUACCAGACACCUGAAUAACUGAAACGCUGGCUCACAUAAAGACAGACAGACAGACAGACAGACAGAGGGUUUGGUGGGCUGUGCGAUCCAGUUGAAGAUUGUUUUGUUGGCAGACAGACAGACAGACAGACAGACUGACAGGCAGACAGAGGGUCAGUGAAGCCUGGUUUUCUGACAGACGGACUGGCAAUUGUGUAGGUGCCACUGAAGAGGGGAAGGAUGAGCAAAUGAAAGGCAGAUCUUCCCCUCUCCUCUGGAAUCCUUCCAGUUUUUUUUAAAUAGUAGUUUGCUCUUUAUUCUCUCACUCUCUUUCUCUUUCUCUGUACCCUCCCACUGUCUCUCUCUCUCUCCCCCCCACCCUGUUAGUGAUUGUGGGAGUGUUUCCUUGGUGAGGCAUGUGGGUGUGAAUGUGGGCGCUUCUUCCUCUUUUGGACACCUGCUUAUUUAUUUCCGUCUCUCUCUCCCUCCAUCUUUCUGUGUGUGGAGAACACAGAGGUCAGAGUUCACUAGAGGCACUGAUUGAAUCCAGAACACAGAGCUGCAGGGUAUCCUCAAUCAGGGGAGUGAUAGAGAGAGAGAGAAGAGAGAGGGAGUGAUAGAGAUAGAGAGGGGGAUAGAGAGAGAGUAGGAGGGGAAUAGAGAGAGGGAGUGAUAGAGAUAGAGAGGGGGAUAGAGAGAGAGCAGGAGGGGAAUAGAGAGAGGGAGUGAUAGAGAUAGAGAGGGGGAUAGAGAGAGAGAGAGUGAUAGAGAAAGAAAGAGAGCAGGAGGGCAAUACAGAGUGAUAUAAAGAGGAAGCAGGAUAGGGAGGGCAAUAGGAAUUGAUGGAUACAGGGAGUGCAAGGUAGUAGGUGUAAGUGAGGGAUGAAAAAAGAGGGAGAAAGAUGGAAGGGGAGAGUGGCUAAUGGGAGAGAGAGAUGAGCAGUUGUCAGUGCACCUCUUCACUCAGUGAUGUGUUUGUUCAGUUAUGGUUUACAAUGUUGCCACCUUCGGGCUGUUUGUGUGCUCCUGUGAAUGAACAAGAUACAAAGAGCUGGAGGCCACGGCCAUUACUGUGAGCUCGGCAAGGGCCAACUCUGCCACGAAAUCACCAUGGCAACACGCCACAGGCACAUCCCUAACUCCCUGUGGUCUCUCGUUAGUCUCUUUUGAAGUCAGAUGUACACAGAAAAAUUGUGUGUAUAUGUGUGUGUGUGUGUGUGUGUGUGUGUAUGCAUGUGUGUGCGUGUUUCUUUUUUGAAUUAGUUUCUUUUCAUUCCUUUGUAUUCUGUGAAAAUGCUAUUGUGGGAUUUCAAACAAGAAUGAACGGACACGUGACAUGCUGUCAUCUUUUAGAAAAUGGUGAAAGAGACAAUAAAUGUAAUCUUUUAACAAAA